UUGAAAAGUAAUUAUAUUUAAAUGGUCACAUCAAACAGAUACAAUGUUUUUAGAAAUGCAAGCCGAGGCAAACAUUUAUUAUACAUAUAUCUAAAAAUAGAUGUGGAGUAAAAUUGAAAAAACAAGAGAGAUUUCUUUGAUCUUACCAUAUAGUUCUAUAAAAUAACAUGGAAAAAAAAUUCCCAUAUCAUUCUCAACAUGGGUACCGACCACUGCGUCGAGUGUUCCAGAAAAGUGACAACAAAGCAACAUGCCUUACAGUGUGAUUCGUGUAGUUUAUGGCAACACAGAGUUUGUAAUACUGGUAUCACAAUGAAGGAGUAUCGUUCAAUGAUGCAAAGUGAAGAGACCGUUAAUUUCAUCUGUACCAAGUGCAAUGAUGUAGAAGAAGAAACAACCAGUUGCCCAGUCAACUCUACGCAUAUUACAGACGUUUCAGACCAACCGAUACCGGACUAUGGUACCUUCAACCUCUCUGUCAUCUCCGCAGCAAAUACUACCAACAGCCUCAACACAACCUUCACUAUCAGCCGUGAACCAGACCACACAACUGAGGUAGAAUCAGACCCAGCAGGUGCUCCAGAGCAAACCAUACCAGAACCAGAUACUGAACCAAACCUCACAGCAAGUUUUGACGUGACACGUAGACCAAUAGAAGAUCAGCAAGAAAUAUUAGAAGAUUCCUUAAUUGAGCCAGACCUACCAGACACUAUUCUGCCAGACAUACCAGUAACCUACACAUUGGUUGACCAAGGUUCCCAGCGUGGCUGGUUUAAGUUGGUGAGCAGUGAUGGGUAUGAAUAUACCAAAAAGUCAUCCAAGGGUGACUUUACGUACUGGAGGUGUUCCAAACGCUCCAAGACUGUCAACUGCCCAGCAACAGUCUCUCAGAAAGGCACUGACUAUAAGAUGAACACCAGACAACACAUACACCAAGCUGACAAGGGUGCACUAAAGAAAGUAGUGGUAAGAAAAGAGGUUAAAGCAGAAAGUCUUCGAGAUAUACACAAGUCAGCACGACGUAUAGUAGAUGACAAGAUGUUGGAACACAUAGAGCCUGAAGAUCACCAACUACCAAAGGUCAAGAACCUAGAAAGACUGGCAAACAGAGUACGUAAAGACCUCAGGCCAGAUGAACCGCAAGACCUUAACUUUGUCUUGGACACAGACUACUUGCAGUGCAAUGACUUCAUCAUUGGUGACAUACGAGUCGACAACGAGAGACACUUGAUGUUUGCUUCACCCAACCAGCUUCAGAUCCUUCAACAAGCCAAGCGGUGGUUCUGUGACGGUACUUUCAAGAUCCUUGCAGAUCCCUUUGCUCAGCUUUGGUCCAUCCAUGCCUUUAUCCACAAAGGUGACAGCUACAAACAGAUUCCACUAGUUUUCUGCCUUAUGUCCAGACGUAAAGGGAGAGAUUAUGUUGCUGUUUUUCAGAGGCUGAAAGAGGUCCUUCUAAGACCAACAGAAGUUCAGGGUUUUGUUGCCGAUUUUGAGCAAGGUGCAUGGAAAGCCAUACGUAAGGAAUUUCCUACUUCCACCAUCAAAGGUUGUGCCUUUCAUUUUGGCCAGGCAGUUUGGCGCAAGAAGCAAGAGUUGGGCCUCAAGACCACAUACACCAGCAGGGGUGCAGAGUACAGAUACAUCUGAUCGCUGAUGGCACUUCCCUUCUUACCAGCUGCAGACAUCCAGCCGGCUUUCGAGAAGCUUUCACCAAGAGCUACAUCUCCAGAGCUAAAGCAACUAGUAAGAUAUGUAGACAACA
Molecule: messenger RNA, 1765 nt
Organism: Mytilus californianus (California mussel)
Lineage: Eukaryota; Metazoa; Mollusca; Bivalvia; Mytilida; Mytilidae
Exons: 9
Coding region: 199-1650 (483 amino acids)
Source: RefSeq, a predicted model, not a curated record